Molecule: messenger RNA, 3718 nt
Organism: Vitis vinifera (wine grape)
Lineage: Eukaryota; Viridiplantae; Streptophyta; Magnoliopsida; Vitales; Vitaceae
Product: 5'-3' exoribonuclease 4
Exons: 22
Coding region: 234-3161 (975 amino acids)
Biological process (GO): nuclear-transcribed mRNA catabolic process
Cellular component (GO): nucleus
Molecular function (GO): RNA binding; 5'-3' RNA exonuclease activity; zinc ion binding
Source: RefSeq, a predicted model, not a curated record
AUAAAAAGAAAAAAAAGAGAAAAAAGAAAAAGAAAAAGAAAAAGAAAAAAUUUCCUGAGAUUUUCUCUCGAAAAUCCCUUGCCCAAUCCCCACUCCUGACAGCGGAUUUGUACUGUCACACUCUCCACAUGGAUCUAACUCACUGACACGUCUUUUUUUUUUUUCAUCGAGAACCAGCAAAAUCCUAUUCACCUUGGAUUCACGUUCCAAAAACCCUAUUCAGCAGAUCACGGAUGGGGGUUCCAGCGUUUUACCGGUGGCUCGCAGAUCGGUACCCUCUGGCCGUUAUGGACGUGGUCGAAGAAGAGCCGUCGGAGGGUGGGGCUGAGAUUGAUGUCUCCAGACCUAACCCUAACGGCAUGGAGUUUGAUAAUCUUUACUUGGACAUGAAUGGGAUCAUUCACCCUUGUUUUCAUCCCGACGGCAAGCCUGCGCCUACCACCUAUGAUGAUGUGUUUAAAUCGAUAUUUGAUUACAUUGACCACCUAUUUUCAUUGGUUCGCCCAAGAAGGCUUCUUUAUAUGGCUAUUGAUGGGGUCGCACCAAGAGCUAAAAUGAAUCAGCAACGCUCUCGGCGCUUCAGAGCUGCAAAAGAUGCUGCUGAGGCAGAAGCUGAAGAGGAAAGGUUGAGGAAAGAGUUUGAGGUGGAGGGAAAAAUGCUGUCUCCCAAAGAAAAGCCUGAAACAUCUGAUUCAAAUGUCAUCACUCCUGGGACUAAAUUUAUGGCUGUUCUCUCAGUAGCACUUCAAUAUUAUAUACACUCUAGGUUGAAUCGCAAUCCUGGCUGGUGCUCAACGAAGGUUAUUCUUUCUGAUUCGAACGUUCCGGGUGAGGGAGAACACAAAAUUAUGUCCUACAUUCGGUCACAGCGUAAUCUUCUGGGUUUUAAUCCAAACACUCGUCAUUGUUUAUAUGGUUUGGAUGCAGAUCUGAUUAUGCUAUCUUUAGCUACACAUGAGGUUCAUUUUUCGAUUUUGAGAGAGAUGAUCACUCCGCCUGGGCAACAGGAGAAAUGUUAUCUUUGUGGUCAAGUUGGUCAUCUGGCUGCUGAAUGUCGUGGUAUUGAAGUGGUAGAUGACACUCCGAUUCACAAAAAAAAAUAUCAGUUCCUGAACAUAUGGGUACUACGAGAAUAUUUGCAAUAUGAUUUGGAGAUUCUCAACCCUCCAUUUGAGAUUAACUUUGAACGUCUGCUGGAUGAUUUUGUAUUUCUCUGUUUCUUUGUGGGCAAUGAUUUUCUCCCACAUAUGCCUACAUUGGAAAUCCGGGAGGGUGCUAUAAAUUUGCUGAUGCAUGUCUAUAGGCGUGAGUUUUCUGCUAUGGGUGGAUAUCUUACUGAUGCGGGUGAGGUCUUGCUGGAUAGAGUAGAACAUUUUAUUGAGUCUGUUGCAGUUUAUGAAGACCAAAUAUUUCAGAAGCGAACUCGUAUACAACAGGCACUGGAGAAUAAUGAAGAGAUGAAGCUUAGAACAAAGAGAGAGGCUUCUGAAGAGCCACGGGCUCCAGUUGAAGACAAGGUGAAAUUGGGGGAGCCUGGAUACAAAGAAAGAUAUUAUACUGAAAAAUUUAAUUUAUCCAAUCCAGAGGAGAUUGAUAAAGUUAGGAAAGAAAUAGUUAUGAAGUACGUUGAAGGUUUAUGUUGGGUUUGCCGGUAUUACUACCAAGGUGUUUGUUCUUGGCAAUGGUAUUAUCCAUUCCACUAUGCUCCUUUUGCUUCUGAUCUUAAAGAUCUUGUUGAUUUGGAGAUUACAUUUUUCUUGGGAGAGCCAUUUAAGCCGUUUGAUCAGCUCAUGGGAACUCUACCAGCUGCAAGUGCAAGUUCUCUUCCUGAAAAUUACAGGAAAUUGAUGACUGAUCAAUCAUCACCUAUCCUUGACUUCUAUCCUUCUGAUUUUGAAAUUGACAUGAAUGGCAAGCGCUAUGCAUGGCAGGGUGUUGCCAAGUUGCCAUUCAUUGAUGAGGAGAAAUUACUUGCUGAAACAAAGAAGCUAGAAGUCACUUUAACGGUGGAAGAGCAAGUCCGGAAUAGUGUGAUGUUUGAUUUGCUAUAUGUCCAUGCUGUUCAUCCUUUAGCUACACAAAUUAUUUAUUACUACCAUUUUUAUCAGAGUUCACCUCCACUUGCAAGAGUUAUAUGGCCUAUUGACAUAAAUGCCAGUGGUGGAAUGAAUGGAUACCUAUGGUUAUGUGAGAGGAAUGGUUGGAGAUCAGAAUUUCCUUCUUCCAUUAGUGGAUUGCAAAAUAUUGAACAUAACCAAGUCUUCAAUGUUACCUAUGUUAAUCCUCCACAUCACAAGCAUAUUCCGGAACCUCCCAUGGGAGUGGUCAUGCCUGAAAAAGUUUUAAGACCUUUCGACAUAAAGCCCUUGCCUGUGUUGUGGCAUGAGGACAAUGGUGGUCGGCGCCAGCAAGGCAGAGAGAGGCCACAAGUGCCACGGGCAAUAUCUGGUCCUCUAUUGGGAGAAGCAGCACACCGGCUACUUAAGAACACACUGAAUAUCAAACCCAACAACACAUCUUCUGGAAUGUUGUUACAAACACCAUAUCGUAAUAUGCCAAGCAAUUAUGUAGUAAACCGGCCAAGGCCAGCUGGACCCUCUGGGUAUGAGAAGGGCUUCAAUGGAGACUCAAAUUAUUACUAUGGACAUUAUGACAACCCCCGAGGUGCACUCAGUAUCCCUCGGUUCCCCCCCUCUCCCAACAAUAUGCAAGGCAACAGACAGAAUUUCAGGGUGCAAGAUAGAUCAACAUUUCAGGACCAAUAUCGCAACUCAAGGACAGGAAUGUCUGCUUUGACAACAGAGCAGAAUUUCAGGGUUCAACAUAGACCACCAUAUCAAGACCAGUUCUCUGAAUUAAGUAUGGGAAUGUCUACUUUGACUAUAGAAGAAGGGGUUAGAACCAGGCAACCUAUAGUAAGGCCAUCAAGGAUGCCAAGUGCAGCAGACACACUGAACACUAAUAACCAGUUUGUACAGAACAAAAGUCCUCCAGCACCACCCUCAAAGUGGAUAGAGAGACAAGCAACUGGAAAUGCUGGAAUGAUUGUUAGACAACAGGACAAUGUGUCAGCUGGAACAUAUGAGAAACCUAUAAAAAAGGUUUAUCAGGUUAAGAUGCAACACUUGCAGGAUUCAUCUGAUCCUGGAUCCCAGCAAUGAUUCUUGUGGCUUUUCUUGAAUCUGGCUGUCUCUAUGAUUAGAGCAGAUGUUUCCAGAGGACAUGCCUGACACUUGUUGGGGCCUGACAUGCACAGCAUCCCAAAACUUGACGAUGUGGUUGUGAGCAUAGCCCCAGCUUUAAUUUUCUUUUGCACCAAGUUUGACACGUAGCUGUUUGGCAUGCCAGGCUACAUUGGAGAUGGAUUUCUUGUGUAGAAUAUGUGCAAGUCCUGCAUGAUUUUGCAUAUUUUGGUGGGAGGAAAGUGCUACAAGGACACUCACUUCUGGUGGGUUGAUAUAGUGGGAUGUAAAAUAGACACCUGAGUUGCAGUUGGGUUUAAGGAGCAUACAAAACAUUGUGAUUGUAUUCUUUUAGGAUGUUUUUAAAUCACAGUUUCACCGGGACAAAACAACAGCAGAUGUAACAAUUUUUUUCUUCUUUCUGGAGAUGUAACCCACACAGAACUUUCUGUUUAUGGGCAUCAACUUGUACUUGAAAUUAUUAUUUUCUUUACAAUUUCCUCAAAUUAAAUCAUGACUCGGAAAGAGUUUAUAAA